This is a messenger RNA of Scomber scombrus (Atlantic mackerel), 1832 nucleotides long. It is a transcript of the gene mecr, whose product is annotated as mitochondrial trans-2-enoyl-CoA reductase. Gene Ontology annotation, molecular function: trans-2-enoyl-CoA reductase (NADPH) activity. Lineage: Eukaryota; Metazoa; Chordata; Actinopteri; Scombriformes; Scombridae. Gene Ontology annotation, biological process: fatty acid metabolic process. The record is from RefSeq and is a predicted model, not a curated record. The coding region runs from base 117 to 1265 and encodes 382 amino acids. Gene Ontology annotation, cellular component: mitochondrion. The transcript has 10 exons.
GGCCGUACAGUGUGGGCAAUGCUAGCAAGAUUCACUCUUUAAAUGAUACAUGUUAUUGAAUAGCGGUGCUUUUUUAGGGUUUUUUUUUUUUUUUUUAACUGAGGUCCAGUGUCGCAAUGUGGCUGCCGCUUUACACAGUCUGCACAAGAAGCCAGACGAUCUGCAGAAGACGCUUCGCCGCGGCUCUUUUAAACCUGUCAAGGCACAGAGAUCAUGCUAAGGUUUCUCACCUCAGUCAUUCAGCUGGACUCUCUGCACAAACAUGCAAGGCUCUUCAGUACAGGAAACACGGAGACCCCUCUCAAGUUGUGCAGGUGGAGGAUGUGGAUUUGCCCCCUAUAGGUGCAAAGGAUGUCCUAGUUAAAAUGCUAGCAGCUCCAAUCAACCCGUCUGACAUCAACAUGAUUCAAGGGACUUAUGCUUUCCUGCCUGACCUCCCAGCUGUUGGCGGCAAUGAGGGAGUGGGCCAGGUCUUAGAGGUGGGCAGCCAAGUGAAGUCCCUCAAAACAGGAGACUGGGUCAUCCCAAGAGAUGCUGGUCUAGGGACGUGGAGGACUGCAGCCGUGCUAGCUGAGGAUGAUGUCAUCUCAUUGCCCAAUGACAUUCCCAUGUUGUCUGCUGCCACGCUGGGAGUGAACCCCUGCACUGCUUUCAGGAUGCUCUCUGACUUUGAAGACCUCAAGCAAGGUGAUUCUGUGAUCCAGAAUGCAGCAAACAGUGGAGUUGGACAGGCUGUAAUCCAGAUUGCUGCUGCAAGGGGAAUUAACACAAUAAAUGUUGUCAGAGACAGGCCAGAUUUCUCACAACUCAGCAAUAGGCUGAAGGCCAUCGGAGCCAGUCAUGUUAUCAAAGAAGAGACACUCAGGCGGCCUGAGAUUAAGGAACUGUUCAAGACUUGUCCAAAGCCUAAACUGGCAUUAAAUGGAGUUGGAGGCAAGAGUGCAACAGAACUGCUCCGUCAUCUACAGGUUGGAGGAUCCAUGGUGACAUAUGGAGGGAUGGCCAAACAGCCUGUUACUGUCCCUGUGAGCGCUCUAAUUUUCAAGGAUGUGAAUGUUCGAGGAUUUUGGGUCACACAGUGGAAGAGAGAUCAUUCACAUGAUGACAGAGCGUUUAGAGCCAUGCUGGAUGAACUGUGCUCCCUCAUCCGACAGGGAAAGCUGACUGCUCCAGCCUGCACCGAGGUGGGACUCCAACAGUACCACAAAGCUCUGGACACAGCUAUGCAGCCUUUCACCUCAGCUAAACAGAUCCUAAUAAUGUGACCUGGCUGGUCUUAUCAACUACUGAGUGCAGCCCUAAGACUGUUGCAUUGUUGUUCAUGUGUCACUCAGAUCUGUUGCUCAACUAAUUAAAGCAACUCGUUACUCAUUAAAUGUCUUCACAGCAGGCUCAAAGUUCAGCAUCAUUAUGUUCUUUAGUGACAGUGUGAGUUACCCUCGGUUUACUGGCAGUAAUUAAUAACUUGUGAAGUCCUUAUAGGGAUGAGGGGUGACAUAAAUCAUUUGAAACAUAGAUAACCCAGCUUUAUCUGUUAUGUUUUGUAACAGAUUGCAUUUCUUCCAAGUUAAAUAGACUUUAAGCAAGAGUCAAAUAAUGUUUAUCAACACAUGUAUUGUUGUGAUAUGGCUGAUAUUCAUUGUAUUUUUUAUUGAAAUAUAAUAAACACAAUCUUUAUUAAUUGUGAGCCGUAUCUGGCUUUGUUAAAUAACAGUUAUUUUACAUCAACUUUAGACGCUUCAGCCAAAGGAAUUUCUAUAUACUGGAAAUUAAACAUUCAGUCAGUACCAAUAAAGCUGUGUAAAAAGGCUACAUUAAAGAUAAAAGGUUGC